Messenger RNA from Cuculus canorus (common cuckoo), 5634 nucleotides. It is a transcript of the gene BRF1, whose product is annotated as BRF1 RNA polymerase III transcription initiation factor subunit. Gene Ontology annotation, cellular component: transcription preinitiation complex; transcription factor TFIIIB complex; nucleus. The transcript is spliced from 18 exons. The record is from RefSeq and is a predicted model, not a curated record. Bases 127 to 2172 code for a protein of 681 amino acids. Gene Ontology annotation, biological process: transcription preinitiation complex assembly; DNA-templated transcription initiation; transcription by RNA polymerase III. Gene Ontology annotation, molecular function: RNA polymerase III general transcription initiation factor activity; TBP-class protein binding; RNA polymerase III type 3 promoter sequence-specific DNA binding. Lineage: Eukaryota; Metazoa; Chordata; Aves; Cuculiformes; Cuculidae.
UAACCGAAGUCUCGCGAGAUCUGGGGGAGUCGGUGCCGCCGCUCUCCUCCCGUGCCGGUGUUGAGGCCUGCGCGGAGCCCGGGCUGAGCGGCGGUGGGACCGGCCGGGUCCCCGCCCGGGGCCAAGAUGCCGGGCGGGCGGGUUUGCGCGGCUUGCGGCUGCUCCGAGAUCGAGGUGGACGCGGCGCGCGGGGACGCGGUAUGCACGGGCUGCGGGUCGGUGCUGGAGGACAACAUCAUCGUCUCCGAGGUGCAGUUCGUGGAGAACAGCGGCGGCGGCUCCUCCGCCGUGGGGCAGUUCGUGUCGCUGGACGGUGCAGGCAAAACACCGACUUUAGGAGGAGGAUUCCAUGCCAAUCUGGGAAAGGAGUCACGAGCACAAACUCUGCAGAAUGGGAAACGUCAGAUUCACCACUUGGGAAACCAGCUUCAACUCAAUCAACAUUGUCUGGAUACUGCCUUUAAUUUUUUCAAGAUGGCUGUAACCAAGCGUCUAACCAGGGGGAGAAAGAUGACCCACGUAAUUGCUGCGUGUCUCUACCUGGUGUGUAGGACAGAAGGAACUCCUCACAUGUUACUUGACCUCAGUGACCUUCUUCAGGUGAAUGUCUAUGUGCUGGGAAAAACUUUCCUUCUGUUGGCCAGAGAACUCUGCAUAAAUGCUCCAGCCAUAGAUCCGUGUUUAUAUAUUCCUCGUUUUGCCCACAUGCUUGAGUUCGGGGAUAAGAACCAUGAGGUGUCCAUGACGGCUCUCCGGCUGCUGCAGAGGAUGAAGCGGGACUGGAUGCACACUGGCCGCCGGCCCUCCGGGCUCUGCGGGGCGGCACUGCUAGUGGCAGCAAGAAUGCAUGAUUUCCGACGGACUGUUAAAGAGGUCAUCAGGGUGGUCAAGGUUUGUGAGUCUACAUUAAGGAAAAGGUUGACAGAGUUUGAAGAUACACCCACAAGUCAGCUAACCAUAGAUGAGUUUAUGAGGAUUGACUUGGAAGAAGAAUGUGAUCCUCCUUCGUUUACUGCUGGUCAAAAAAAAUUGAAGAUACAGCAGCUUGAGAAGGCAUUAUCAAAAAAGCUGGAGGAUUUUGAAGGUGAAAUAUCGAGCUAUCAAGAUGAAAUAGAGAUUGAAUUGGAAAACAGUAGACCAAAAGCAAAAGGCGUAUUUGCGAAUUACACUAAAGAUGAUUCUAUAGAAGAUAAUGCCUCUAGUAUGUUUGGAGAGGAGGAGACAGAAGAUGAGGAACUAGAAGCAGCUGCUAAUCACUUAAACAAGGACUUUUAUAAUGAACUUCAUGAGAAGGAUAGAAUAAACAAAACUGAAGAUGAGAAAUGCCAAAAUGGAAAUAAAGGUCUUGUAAGACCACCUGCACUGGAAUCCUUGCUGGGCCCACUCCCCACCGCAGCUAGUCUUGGCAUAACAGAAUCCAUAAAAGAGUGCAUAUACACUAAGGACCGAGAGCCUGAUGAGAAUACAGAAGAUGGUGAAUUAGAUCUGAGUGGGAUCGACGACAGUGAAAUAGAUCGGUAUAUACUUAACGAAGCAGAAGCACAGAUAAAAGCAGAGCUGUGGAUGAAAGAAAAUGCAGAUUAUUUGAAGGAACAAAAAGAAAAGGAAGCAAGAAUAGCAAAAGAGAAAGAACUUGGGAUUUAUAAGGAACACAAGCCAAAGAAAUCUGCAAAGAAGCGGGAGCCAAUUCAAGCCAGCACAGCAGGAGAGGCAAUUGAAAAGAUGUUAGAACAGAAGAAAAUCUCAAGUAAAAUUAAUUAUAAUGUGCUAAGGGACCUGAACAGCAAAGGAAGUAACACACCAAAGAAAGAGGAUGACAGCACUGAUGAGAGCCCCAACACCAAGAAGCUGUCAAGAAGAAAAUCUAUUGCCAGUAGGAAUAUAGCCAACCCUGUAAACAGUGUGGGAAAAAGAUUAAGACCCUUGAUUUCAACACAACUUGCUAAAAAGGCUGCCACCGAAGAGGUGACCUUUCCAGAUGCACAAGCAGAAGCCCCUGACUCAGAAAAGCCAGCAGGGGUGCUAGUGGAGAGUGGCCCAGUAGCUUACAACCCUGACGAAGAGGUGGAAGAGGAAGAAAUAGAAGAUGAUGAUGAUCACUGCAUGAGCGCCUUACAGUUAAUGGGAGGGAAUGAUUAUGGCUGUGAUAUGGAUGAUGAUGAUGGCUAUUAAUUACAUUUACUUCCAAAGGACAUGGGCUGUGUCUUGUUCCCAGCAAAUCUUCAGUCUUCAAACUGUAUGAAUACAGAAAGAACUAUGCUCAGCAAACAUAAUCGAACAAUCCUUACUUUGUAAAGCGAAUUUUGUGUUGGUAUUGACUCUGGUCAGUUUAUAUUGACCCAUAAUCCAGCAAUAAAGUUUCAGUUUGUACUUUUUUUUUUUUUUUUUAAUUUUAGCGGCCCAUGCUUUAAGGAUGAAAUUGAAGGGAGUAGCUUGCAGAGAACAAAAGAAAGGAGACAAAAUAGACUUUUUAUAAAGCACAUGUGGGUUAAAACAACACACCUCUUAUUUAUGUGACUUUUAGGCAUGCUGUUGAAAGGCAGCGAAUAGAAGGACAGAUAGAAGGACAGGUAAAAAUGAGAAGCAUGCCUGUUGAUUGUUUGAGUACAGCAGCAAUAGUUGUCUCAUAACGCCUCAACCAAAAGAAAGAAAACAUUUCCAACUUGCAUUGUAACAUGACCCUGUUAUUGUGUAAAAGCUUCCUUACCCAAGCCUUUAAAAAUUAAUGACAAGUUACAUAUUUGCUGGGCAGCAGCUGUUUAGCUGAAAUGAAGUAAACACACCUUUAUAUUAAUCAGUUCAUAGAUUUUUUUAAAAUAUAUGACAAUAGAAUGUUGGCAGCAAAGAAUUGUCUUCCACUGCAGGUCCAGUGUGGUUUAUGUAGAAGGAAGGAGAAGUCCUGGGUAAGGCAAGAAGCGUAGGGAGCAAGCAGGUGACGAUGCUUUGCUGACAUGCCUUUGCUGGGCAUCCCUAGGAACGGUCAAGUCUUGUUGUGACUGGUACUGCUGCAGAAAGUCACACUGGCCGGCUCUGCUGAACUGAGCUUGUGCACUGAAUUAGAGUGAAGGUCUGCUCCUGAGAACUGCCUCUCUCUAAAAACAGUUGAAAGAGAAAGCUGAGCUUUUUAGUAAAUAAGCUAGCAUCUGCUUUGGUUGAAUUUAAUUUAAUGUAAUUUAUUUAAAUUUCUGUGGGUAAAUUAAAGGUCACCAUGAAGCAGUCUGGCAUUCAUGGCUCAAAUCCCACCCUUGAACAGUCUCUGCUACUUGAGUGAUGGUGGAGCUCCAGCCCUAUGUGCCCCAAAAUGUGAACAGGCAGGUCCUUCUCAUCCAGCUAGAUCAGCUCUCACUAUGCCGUGGGAGCAGGGAGCAGGGAUAGAGCCCCUUUUGAAAGAUUCUGCUCUGUUGCAUCUGACCUGCCUUCCCCUGGUAUUGCUGGGUCCGACGCUCUCGGCUCAAUGGGAAGUGCACUGCACUCUGGAUCGUGGUCUUGAUGACCGCAGCUGCAGGAACCAAGAUGUUGUCAUCAGUCUCCCACGUCUAGUGACAAUCUUGAAAGCUGGAGUGCUGCAGGUUUGUCUUACACUAGGGAAAGACAGCUAUUUAUCUUGCCGUUGCGGUAAGAUCUUAUAUCACUUAUAUAUUACUUCUGUUAAGCUCUCUCCUGGUCAGCUCAUCCUCCCUACCCUUUUUGAGGAGCACUCUUCAGUAAAGCGUCAUGAUGCCCCUAUUGCAGAGGGUGGCAGGAAAAGAUUUCUAGCUAUUACCAGCCAGAAUAACGAUAAUGCUCAUACCUGUGGUUGUCACCAAAUUGGGGAAGGGCCAUAUGGCCUUCUGUACCUUUUCUGUCCCUCUCAACAGCAUGCGUAAGAGGGAUCAUGUAACUAGAGCAAGAGUGAGUGCUUGUUUUAGGAGCAGGCUUGAUAUUGUUUGGCUAGGAGAUGUAGUUUGUUGGCUAGGUUGUAUCUGCUAGGGACUUUUGAGCCUGAGGAGUAUAUCUGCAAUGACUUCUUAAAAGCAGAACUCGAUAAUAAAAGUGAUGUAGUGAGGCUAAUGGGAAGAAGAGCUCUUCUGAACCAUGUUUCAGUUACUUAGUUUGCAUCACUUCAGUGGAAAUAAGAGAUUCUACAUAAGUCUUCAGGAAAAAGCUGGCAUUUUCACCAAAAAAAAAAUAUAGAUUUUUUCCUGAUACUUUAUAAAUACUGCACAGAAAAUUAUAUUGAGUAGAUAAACCUUUCUACCUCUCUCUUAUCUACACCGUGAAUUCAAAAUCAUACUGUAAGCAGACUUUUUUAAAAAGUAGUUUGUUUUAUCUAAGUUCAUGCUCUGCGAACCUUUGAGACAGUUGAGUUUGAGCAUUUGGGUUUGAAUUCAUCUGCCAAUAGCAGUAUUACGAAUACCCAUACUCUCAGUCUAUUCCUAAAGCUUGGGUUUUAUUCCAAGGUACACAUUAUUCUCUAUGCAGGAAAUAAACAUGCAUAAAUAAACAUGCGUAUGACUCAUGUAGGUCGAGUGCUUUUCUCAAAUGCGUGAUGUUGGCUUUUAAAGAAAUCAACAAGCUGAAUUCUUUAUUGCUAAGGGUCUUUCCUCCAGUCUUCUGUGUAGAUUUGUAUUGGUUUGCUCCCCCCUAGGAUACUGAACCUGCUGCCAAUUUAGUGUUAUGUGCAGGAGCCGAGAGUCCACCCAAAUAACUGCUGCUUGUAAAUCUGAAUUUCAGUAGCACAUUGCGUUUCUGAGAACAUUGUUUCCUGUACUGGAAGUAGAGGAUUGCAGUUUUUUAAUGCUCUCAUAUGAUCUCAUUAGAAAAGGCUAUCGCAUAGUCUGCUCGAAGGGCACUUGGAGAACCAAAAAAAAAAAGACCUGCAGUUCCAUGGCAUCACGGCAUUGCUGGUGGAGUUAAUGGCAUAGUUUCUGUACAGGAGUCUGAAAGGAAAGGGUGUGGUAUAUAGAUAGGCAGACUUCACUCUGAGCAUUGUAAGGCUUCUUAUGUACAUUUUUAAUUAAUUGGUGACUUACCGGGUUUUUUAUAAGCUUCAUUCCUUCUUGAUUUAACUAAGCUCAGGAAAUGUAAACAGAUUAGAACAUACUAGUUUCUGUUUUUAUAGCUAGUCAUUAAAAUGUAAAAAGAUUAACACUGCAUUAACUCUGUUUACUACUGUUGAUGUAUCUGAACAAUUUUGUUGUAUAUAAGUGAGCCUAAAUUCACGUCGAGUAAUUUGGACCCUGCUUUUCUCACGAUUCUGGUUAGAACGAAGAGAGCCUAUAAGGCUUCAACAUUUGUUGAAGAAGUGGUUCCAAACAGCCUUGUCUUGAGGGUUAAACGUGUUUGUCGAAAAAGUUCUUGCCAUCCUGAUGGCUUGUUUGUAUUCUUUGGAUUGCAUUGAAACUCCAGUCGCAGAUGUGUGCAGUUAAUGUAGAGUUUGCCUGAUAAAUGUUCUGUUUCUUAUUUUUGUGUUGAAUCCUUGUGUUCAGUUCAGUUAGUGCCAAGGAAAUUAAACCUGUUUGAUGUAAGCAUAUGUAUCAUCUUUACACAACCACAAUAUGAACCAUGUUAAGUUUUUUUACUCUUAAUACAUUUGCUGUAAAUAAAAAGUAAAACCCUUGCAUAACUGAUCUUCUAUGAUGCUUUCCUGCUGAU